Messenger RNA from Heterocephalus glaber (naked mole-rat), 3185 nucleotides. It is a transcript of the gene Vps11, whose product is annotated as VPS11 core subunit of CORVET and HOPS complexes. The record is from RefSeq and is a predicted model, not a curated record. Gene Ontology annotation, molecular function: protein binding; protein-macromolecule adaptor activity. Gene Ontology annotation, cellular component: endosome; HOPS complex. Gene Ontology annotation, biological process: organelle fusion; endosome organization; vesicle-mediated transport. Lineage: Eukaryota; Metazoa; Chordata; Mammalia; Rodentia; Bathyergidae.
AUUUUGCUUCUGGAGACGGAGACCCUCGGCCAAGAUGGCGGCCUACCUACAGUGGCGGCGCUUCGUUUUCUUCGACAAAGAGCUCGUGAAGGAGCCACUAGGCAAUGAUGGGGCCGCUCCUGGGCCUACACCUGCUUCUGGAUCCACUGCUUCCAAGUUCCUUUGCCUUCCUUCUGGCAUCACCGUCUGCGACUCAGGCCGAGGGAGCCUGGUCUUUGGAGAUAUGGAAGGCCAAAUCUGGUUCUUGCCACGCUCCCUACAGCUCACAGGCUUCCAGGCCUACAAACUAAGAGUGACACACUUAUACCAACUGAAGCAGCACAAUAUUUUGGCAUCUGUUGGUGAGGAUGAAGAAGGUAUCAACCCCCUGGUAAAGAUCUGGAACCUGGAGAAGAGAGAUGGUGGCAAUCCACUCUGCACUCGAAUCUUCCCGGCCAUCCCAGGAACCGAGCCAACUGUAGUGUCUUGUUUGACUGUCCAUGAAAAUCUCAACUUUAUGGCCAUCGGUUUCACAGAUGGCAGUGUUAAAUUGAACAAAGGAGAUAUAACCCGGGACCGACAUAGCAAGACCCAGAUUUUGCACAAGGGCAACUAUCCUGUUACUGGACUGGCUUUUCGCCAAGCAGGAAAGACCACACACUUAUUUGUUGUGACAACUGAGAAUGUCCAGUCCUAUAUAGUUUCUGGAAAGGAUUACCCUCGUGUGGAGUUGGAUACCCAUGGUUGUGGCCUGCGUUGCUCAGCCCUAAGUGACCCUUCUCAGGACCUGCAGUUCAUUGUGGCCGGGGAUGAGUGUGUCUACCUCUAUCAGCCUGAUGAACGUGGGCCCUGCUUCGCCUUUGAGGGCCAUAAGCUCAUCGCCCACUGGUUUAGAGGCUACCUGGUCAUUGUCUCCCAUGACCGAAAGGUUUCUCCCAAGUCAGAGUUUACCAGCAGGGACUCACAGAGCUCCGACAAGCAGAUUCUCAACAUCUAUGACCUGUGCAACAAGUUUAUAGCCUAUAGUGCUGUUUUUGAGGAUGUAGUGGAUGUGCUUGCUGAGUGGGGGUCCCUGUACGUGCUGACGCGGGAUGGGCGGGUCCACGCCCUGCAGGAGAAGGACACACAGACCAAACUGGAGAUGCUGUUUAAGAAGAACCUAUUUGAGAUGGCAAUUAACCUGGCCAAGAGCCAACAUCUGGAUAGUGAUGGGCUAGCCCAGAUCUUCAUGCAGUAUGGAGACCAUCUCUAUAGCAAGGGCAACCAUGAUGGAGCUGUUCAGCAGUAUAUCCGAACUAUUGGAAAGUUGGAGCCAUCCUAUGUGAUCCGCAAGUUUCUGGAUGCCCAGCGUAUCCACAACCUGACUGCAUACCUGCAGACCCUGCACCGACAGUCCCUGGCCAAUGCUGACCAUACCACCUUGCUCCUAAACUGCUAUACUAAGCUCAAAGACAGCUCAAAGUUGGAGGAAUUCAUUAAGACAAAGAGUGAGAGUGAAGUCCACUUUGAUGUGGAGACAGCCAUCAAGGUCCUGCGACAGGCUGGCUACUACUCACAUGCACUCUAUCUGGCUGAGAACCAUGCACAUCAUGAGUGGUACUUGAAGAUCCAGCUUGAGGACAUUAAGAAUUAUCAAGAAGCCCUUCGGUACAUUGGCAAACUGCCUUUUGAGCAGGCAGAGAGCAACAUGAAGCGCUAUGGCAAGAUCCUUAUGCACCACAUACCAGAGCAGACCACACAGUUGCUAAAGGGCCUUUGUACUGACUAUCGACCCAACCUGGAAGGCCGAGCUGAUAAAGAGGCGCCAGAUUGCAGGGCCAAUUCUGAGGAGUUCAUUCCCAUCUUUGCAAACAACCCUCGAGAGCUGAAAGCCUUCCUAGAGCACAUGAGUGAAGUGCAGCCAGACUCACCCCAGGGCAUUUAUGAUACACUCCUUGAGCUUCGGCUGCAGAACUGGGCCCAUGAGAAAGAUCCUCAGGUUAAAGAGAAGCUUCAUGCAGAGACCAUCUCCCUGCUGAAGAGUGGCCGCUUCUGCGAUGUCUUUGACAAGGCACUAGUCCUAUGUCAGAUGCAUGACUUCCAGGAUGGAGUCCUUUACCUCUAUGAGCAGGGGAAGCUGUUCCAGCAGAUCAUGCACUACCACAUGCAGCACGAGCAGUACCGGCAGGUGAUCGCUGUGUGCGAGCGGCACGGAGAACAGGACCCCUCCCUGUGGGAACAGGCCCUAAGCUACUUUGCCCGCAAGGAGGAGGACUGCAAGGAGUAUGUGGCUGCUGUGCUUAAGCAUAUUGAGAACAAGAACCUCAUGCCACCCCUUCUAGUGGUGCAGACCCUGGCCCACAACUCUACAGCCACCCUGUCCGUCAUCAGAGACUACCUGGUGCAAAAACUGCAGAAACAGAGCCAGCAGAUUGCACAGGAUGAGCUUCGGGUGCAACGGUACCGAGAGGAGACCACCCAUAUCCGCCAGGAGAUCCAAGAGCUCAAGGCGAGUCCGAAGAUUUUCCAGAAGACCAAGUGCAGCAUUUGUAAUAGUGCCUUGGAGUUGCCCUCGGUCCACUUCCUGUGUGGCCACUCAUUCCACCAACACUGUUUUGAGAGUUACUCAGAAAGUGAUGCUGACUGCCCCACCUGCCUCCCUGAAAACCGGAAGGUCAUGGAUAUGAUCCGGGCUCAGGAACAGAAGCGAGAUCUCCAUGAUCAGUUUCAGCACCAGCUCAAGUGCUCCAAUGACAGUUUCUCUGUGAUUGCUGACUACUUUGGCCGAGGUGUUUUCAACAAAUUGACUCUGCUGACCGACCCUCCCACAGCCAGACUGACUCCCAGCCUAGAGGCUGGGCUGCAACGGGACCUGCUUAUGCACUCCAGGAGGGGCACUUAAGCAGCUCACCAGAAAGCAUGUGAUCUUGGGCAUAGCUAGACCGACGUGGGACUGAGGCAGGCUGUGGCUGCAGAGAAGGCAGGCAGGAAUGCACAUAGCUCUAGUCUGACAUGCCACUGCCCUCAGGACUCAAGGGGACUUUCUUUUCCUGCUGCCGUCUUUUGCCAGCCUGUUGUCCCUCCCAUUGACUAGCAGCAUAGAGUAGUCCAGACUAGUGGGGGAGGGGAUCUCAGCAACUAGAGUGUGGACAAUAGCUACUUUAUUCAGGAGCACCAGGCUGUGCUUGGGUUCUUGCUGAGUCUAUAAAUAAAAGAAUAUAAUGUUA